Messenger RNA from Ruditapes philippinarum (Manila clam), 2576 nucleotides. RefSeq lists its product as uncharacterized. NCBI's taxonomy places the organism in Eukaryota, Metazoa, Mollusca, Bivalvia, Venerida, Veneridae. The transcript is spliced from 7 exons. The record is from RefSeq and is a predicted model, not a curated record. Gene Ontology annotation, cellular component: membrane. Bases 1 to 990 code for a protein of 329 amino acids.
AUGGAGAACGAUUUUUACGAAGCAUACUAUAAAAGAUUGUAUUCAAUAAACAAAAAUUUAAAACCCCAAAAAUUUGCAGAAAUUGACGGUCUGGACAGCUCUAAGGUGAAAAACUUCCCUUUCUCCUCAUUCAAACUACUUGGGGCUCUACAGAUCGGAAUUGGGGUGAUAUGUAUAUUGCUCGGCGUUGUGGAUUUAUUCCUGUUUCUCUACACAUCCGGACAUUACGAGGACGACACGCUGAAGGCUUUAUCCAUAGCAUGUGUGCCCGUUUGGUGCGGGUUAUGGUUUAUUGUGGCGGGAUCGAUGGGAAGUUGUAUGUCAUUGCAGCAGAAGACAACUCUCACUUAUUUUAAAAUGACAUUUCUUGUGCUUAGUGUGCUAUGUUGCAUUCUUUUCGGCCCCGCACUUUUCGCCGUGGAAGUUUAUAUUGUCGUCUUGAGGACGGACGGGUCAGUGUCGGCACACGAAUGGUUGCUCCCUCUGAUGAUAGCGUUCUUUACCAUAAACGAGAUAGUGUGUGCGCUAAUUAGUGCCAGUAUCUGCUGCUGCUGUUCCCCGCUCAACCAGGCUAAGGUCAGAGUAUUGUAUACCAGAAAUGUUGAUGAACUUCACGAACCAAGACCAGAAAAAUAUCGGCUCGACACCCCAGAAAUUUUCACAACAGAAAGCAGCCGACUUGAGAAGCCGCAUAGCAGUCGUGCCCCGGUACAUCAAGCGAGAAGAGAAACACGUGCAGCAGACGAAAGGCGAGGAAGUCACGUGUCAGACGUGAGGCACGAUAAUCAGCCGCAGGAUUAUGACCACUGGGAUGAAAGGCAGCAGCAACCAGUGUCGAGCAGACGACAGCCACGUGUUGCAAUGUCGUCUGACAGCCCAACGCCAAUGCAUUAUCCACGCCCACCAGCAUAUGACAAUGAUAACCACACCUCCCAGAGUUACCGACGAAUGAAACAACUUGCUUUGCCUGGUAACCCGGAUACAUACUGAGAACAUGCGUCAACGGUCUAGAAAAACUGUCAUUCUUGUUAAUCAAAGCUCAUGUAACAUAAACCCGUUAAAAGUCGGCAUAAUUCGUCAAUUUCCGUGUCUUUCAAAGAUAAAAAAGCAUCGAUAUGAUAAAAAAAUAAGAAAUUUCUAGUCAACUAAAUGUUUUUUUAAGACCAAUAUUAAAUACGGAAACUGACGGAUUUUGUCGGAUUCUUACGAGCUAUUAAUAAAAACAUGUGGUAACUUAUUUACUGUUGCAGACGUGUUUGCAGGUCUUUAGAAGGCUUAAUUUAUCAAUAUAGCAUCUUUUCAAAGUUCAGAUUUUCGAGUAUAUACCGAAUAAAGAACAGUUUUUAUAAUACAUGUUGUACAUACAUGUACAUCUAGCGUUCUUAAAUUGUGCUGUGAUUUUUUCCGACUGUGAUACUUAUAAGUAUUGUUUAUUAUUUAUACAUUUCAUUUUUCAACUAAAGUCAUUCAUAUUACAAUUUUUUAUAUGUUUCAAUCAUUUUUAUAAACACAAGUUUUCUGAGCAUCAUUCUUUUGCCUUUCUUGUUCUUGACUAAAGUGACGUCUCUCAAAUUAUCUGUUCCGAUUCAUGAAUAUUAAAAGUAAAAUUUGUGGUUUUUUACCAUUUUAAAAAGUAACAACAAAAAAAAUCUUCUUGCAUCACAUAUACUGAUGCCUGUUGAAGUUAUAUGGAAUAUAAUAUAACUGACCCGUCACCGUUUUUAUCUAAAAUGUAACUAGCUAUGCUUAAAAUACUUUAUUUUAAUUCACUUAAAAAGUUAAAACCAACUACAUAUGAAGUGUAAAAAUGAGGAACUAUUUUUUUUUUAUAAAGAGAUGUCGAUUAUCGGAGUCGUUGUUAGGUUGAUUGUUAGUGAUAUCGAUAUUAAUAUUGUAGUAUCACUGAUACGCAGUGAAUACAAAAAUUGAGACUUUUAUAUCUAUAUAUGGGUAGAUAGAUAAAAGACAAAUGAGAACCUUUAAUUUGGCACGUUUCUGUAUGUGUUAAGGUUAUACACAUAUUACCGUCAUAUUUAUCAUGAAUUGCAAAAACUAGGAACAUAUUUUUUUUUUAAAUUGAUCCUUAAAAGUACAUUGGUUUACUAAUUAAAUGGUUUUGGAAAUAAAUACAAUUACAAUGUACGUUCUGCCUUUGAAAAUAUUAGAUAAUUCUUAGAAACUUUGUACAGAAAGUACUAAAUCGUUGAGAUACCUUCAAAAUAAUAAAGAGAAAACCAUAUUGUAGAGUUAUUUUAAGCAUUCCAUACAUAGCAAUAAUGGAUUUCCCCCCACAGGUAGCUCCAAUGACAAAUUAUGUUUAUUAUUCAACAUAUCCUUAAUAUUUAGUGUGAUUGAAAACGAUUGUUUGGAAUAAGAACACAUAAAAUCUCUUAAUCAAUACAUUUAUAUCAGCAGCUAUAAAAAACUUUAUUUUUUUGUAAAAUACACAUAUGCAGAUAUAGUAUAUGUUAUCUGCUCAGCAUGCCAAAUAAUUUAAAUUCAUAUUUUAUUUGCUAUUAUUUAUAUUGCACAAAAACAUUGAUCAAAAUAAAAAAUCUUUCUUCAAACCAGCGUUG